Cylicocyclus nassatus is the source of this 2477-nucleotide messenger RNA. The record is from the annotation of a GenBank genome assembly. NCBI's taxonomy places the organism in Eukaryota, Metazoa, Nematoda, Chromadorea, Rhabditida, Strongylidae.
AUGGUUAGAUUAAUCCUGCGAAACGCUGCUGCAGUGAUGGGAAAGAAACUCCUUGGCAAAUUGAAGCUUCCAGAUAAUUAUAGUGAGCCUAAAAUAGAAGGUUACGAUGGACAUCUAGAGUAUGAAGGAAGCACAAACAGGAUGCUUUGCAUGAAAUAUGAAUUUUACGAAAAGGUCAAAAAAUUUCGUGAAGACGGAGAUGAUUCUGAAAUCUUAGAAAUUUUCGACGCAUUGGGAGUCGGCGCAACAGAGGCACAAAUGGAAUAUCUUUGUAACUUGUUGCAUGAAUCGGAAUCUCCCGAGAUGACAAAAGAAGCUCUUCUAAUAGCUAUCUGUAUAGGAAGUCGACCAUUAGUAGAGUUGAUCCUCACACUCUUUCGGGAUUAUCCUUGGGAAGAAAGAUCAGGAUGUGCAAACUCUGCCGCAUUUCUGCCCCACAUAACUCCUCUUAUGUUGGCAUGUAUUCUCAAUAAUUUUGCUAUUGUGCAAUGUUUACUAUAUAGAAAUCACUCUCUUGAUGUUCCUCAUCAUACUAGCUGUAAAUGCGAACUUUGUCUUUUGGUUACUAAUAGUGAUAUGGACGAAAUACGGAGGGAAGACACAUUACGGGCUUUAUGUUCUGAAGCAUACUUGUGGUUAGCCACAGACGAUCCUUUCGCUGCGGCUUGUUCACUCUCUAAAGAUAUAGAUGUGUACAUGCAUAAUGAUAAUUUUGAAUUCAUGGACACUCUUCGUGUUCUUCAAACUAGCGUACGGAGAUUCACAUGUCGACUCAUGGAUAACAACUGGAGAGCAGAGGAGCUUGAUGUUUUUCUUGCUCAUAAAUGCCACUGCUCCUUGGCAACAUGCGCGAAUCCUUAUCCAAGAGUACAACUUGCGCUCGAAGCCCAUAUGACACAUUUUGCCGGCAGCCCGAAUGUGCAACGAGCUAUGGCUUGUAUCUGGUGGAGAGGAUGGGGCAACUUUGGCUCGAACUUCUCUCGAGAUUCAUAUCGAGUUCUGAGGCACGUUUUUCUUUAUCCCGUAAUUGCUUUGCUAUACAUAUUCUCAAAUGGGAAGAUUGGCAGCUCAUUUGAAGUACCUUUGGCAAGGUAUAUCAGCUACACUGCAAGUUAUAUUACCUUUAUAGCCUGUUUAAUAGCGGUACGAUAUACAAGAAUAGGGGAUAAUGUCAAAACUGUGCACACUCCUACAGGAUAUCCUGGUGGAAUGCCGUUAGAAAUCUAUACAUAUUUGUAUAUACUCGGAAUGUUAGCGGAACGAUAUAUUCAGUUUUGUCGGCAAGGAUUCGCUAAUUACUUUAGCUUUUGGUGGCGAUGGUUCGAUUUUAUGCUGAUCGGCAUCUUCUGUCUAGCAUUGCAUUUGUGGCUCACUGGUGUUCUUAUGCCUAUGGAACCUGAUCUGCAAGAACUUAACAGAAUUCAUUGGCCAGCAUGGGACUAUUUUCUUAUUUACGACAUUUACAUAUGCACUGGCUGCAUAUUGGGUAUUUGGAGAAGUUUUUACUUUUUUCAGUUAAUCAAAGGGAUUGGAGGAAGUGUCAUAUCAGUAGGCUGUUGUGUCUCAGCCAUAUAUAAUUACCUAAUCAUAAUGGGCAUUAUAACGAUAUCUUUUGCUGUUGGUGUGAAUCUACUUGUACAACCUUAUCUACAUUCGGUCGUUGUCAACGAGGACGGUAGCAAAACUGGUAUGGGUGGAGAGUUUCGUAGUAUUUUCCAAACUACACGUAGAUUAUACUGGGCCCUAUUUGGAUACCUUGAUCCAUUUAUUCACUCGACGAUAGUCAAUGGAAAUGCUGGCCCUGAACUUACACCUGUCGAUCAUUAUGUUACAGCUUUUGCUACCGAGAUGAUAUUGUGCCUUUACCAUUGUAUGAUAGUCAUAACAUUGCUGAAUCUCAUGGUUUCGCUUUUGGUCAAAAGAGCUGAUGAAGUUUUGGAUAAUGAGGAGGCCGAAUUCAAAUACACAAGAAUUGUGUUAUAUUCCGAAUUCAUUGAUUGGUCCUCUGCUGUGCCUCCACCGUUCAACUUGCUGUAUUUUGCAAAAGAGAUUGUGGUGAAAAUUUUUGAUAAAGAAGUAAUUAUGUCGUGGCCGGAGCUGUGGACAGCCCGAGACCUUUAUCGUCCUGAUUAUGCAACCACGGCGAAUGAUUGCAGUGUAUACAAUAACUUAAUGAUGACGAUCUUCUCAAGAUUCCGAGCAAGUAAAGAAUGCCAUUAUCGCACUAUAUUCAGGACAGAGUUUGAUAAGGAACGUGCGAGUGCCGAGUCGGCUGCCAAGGUUGCUUUUAUGAACAGCUACAAUGAUCAUUACGAAGCACAGAAGCUGGAUCCGAGAGUGUACGGCAAUUUUGAAGACGUCGACGUAACACAGAGAUCAACGAUGCCUCGACAAUGACAUGAAAAGCGAUAAUGAUCUGAGUUAUUUUAUUAUUAUGAACAAAUUGUUUUGUACCAUCUUUACACUUAGAAGUAUUA